AUGGAGGUGGACUUCCUUGUACUGUGGGUGCACUAUCACGAUAUUCUCGGCAAGUUCACCUCGAGACAUUGGAAGGUUCAGUCUGCAGAAAAUGCAUCCUUAUUCAAAGUCCCAGGCAUGGCUUCCACUCUGGUCUCCUCGGUAGCCAAUGAAUCGGUGGGCAUCGAAAUAUUUUGUGGCGUGAAGUUUGAACUGACAAAUGCCCAGGUCCUUGGCAUCUUUGGCUGCUCGCUGGAGAUGAUCAACAUUAUCGCUAGAAUGGCGAAUAUCACGCCUUAUACUAUAAAGCCCGACAGUGUUCAAUACGCCGAGCAGAAUAUUUUAAGUUCCAUCGAGCAUGACUUGAUGACAAUUAAGCAAGCCACCACGUAUCUCCAAGGAACAAGCACUCCCGAGGAAGUGGACCACGCGAGUAAAGUCUCCCAACUAUACCGACUCUCAGCUUUGAUCUACUUCGAGCGUGUAUUGACGAACUCGUCUACUGGCCGAUUGACAAGAUGGGUCUCUGAAGCUUUCGAACUCAUUCCGCAGUUGUCUCUAUGCGAACGCCCAUUUCCACUGUUUUUUGUAGCCUGUGAAGCAAAUACUGAAAUGCAACGCGGGCUGAUUCUUUCUCUUUUGAGAAGAACAGAGCAACAAUUGAGCCAGUGGAGGUUACAUGACCUACAAGGGAUGAUAGAAUCGAUGUGGGUACAACAUGACCUCUCUGCAGAUUUGGAGGAAAUGAACUAUGUGGAAUCCCUGAAUGCUGUGUUGUCUUCGAGCAAACUUUUACCAACAUUAGCAUGA
Messenger RNA from Penicillium odoratum, 789 nucleotides. Its product is annotated as transcription factor domain-containing protein. Gene Ontology annotation, cellular component: nucleus. The transcript has a single exon. The record is from RefSeq and is a predicted model, not a curated record. Gene Ontology annotation, molecular function: transcription cis-regulatory region binding; DNA-binding transcription factor activity. Lineage: Eukaryota; Fungi; Ascomycota; Eurotiomycetes; Eurotiales; Aspergillaceae. The coding region runs from base 1 to 789 and encodes 262 amino acids. Gene Ontology annotation, biological process: positive regulation of transcription by RNA polymerase II.